Messenger RNA from Gaeumannomyces tritici R3-111a-1, 2097 nucleotides. RefSeq names its product lysine-sensitive aspartokinase 3. Bases 281 to 1825 code for a protein of 514 amino acids. Lineage: Eukaryota; Fungi; Ascomycota; Sordariomycetes; Magnaporthales; Magnaporthaceae. The record is from RefSeq and is a predicted model, not a curated record. The transcript has 4 exons. Gene Ontology annotation, molecular function: aspartate kinase activity.
GGCCGAUUGGGAUAUCCUUCCUUCUUGUUGUGUCACACCUCUUUUGGGAUUGUCCCUGGCAAAUUCGUCGCCCUCCAUCAUUCCUAUUUGUUAUAGUUGACCCCUUCCCGCCCACCAAGCUCCGAUAUCGCGACGAAGAAAAAUAGAGCCAAAGAUCAACAGCAAAUAAAAAAAAACAUAAUUGUCUGUCCCCUACUUUGGCACCUACCAGCCCAUCCCCUACGGAAACGGUCCAAUUGCCCGUCCGGCGCGCCCGUUCUGCCGCGCACGCAGCGUAAGCAUGGCCAAGGCCCUGCUGAAGAACAACGGCGAGAGCGGCUGGGUGGUGCAAAAGUUUGGCGGCACCAGCGUCGGAAAGUUCCCCGAAAAGAUCGCCGAGGACAUCGUGCGCCCGUACCUGAAGUCCAACAACAAGCUUGUGGUCGUCUGCUCUGCUAGGAGCUCGGGCAAGAAGGCCACCGGUACCACUAGCAGGCUAUUAGAGGUCUUUAGGCGACUCAAGGCGCUCGAGCUCGGUCCCGAGCCGAUCCAGAGCGAGCUGAUAGACGAGGCCAAGAGGAUCAUACAGGACAUAUGCGACGACCACGUCGCCGCCGCCGAGGCGGUCGUGCAGGACGCGGACCUGAGGGCGGCGCUGUGCAAGGAAAUCUGGGACGAGUGCAGCGAGCUGGCCGAGUACAUUGUGGCGGCCAAGCGCUUCCACCUCGAGGUUAACGGGAGGUCAAAAGACAGAGUCGCGAGCUUCGGCGAGAAGCUGAGCUGCAGGUUCAUGGCCUGUGUGCUGAGGGACAGGAACGUCGACGCCGAAUACGUCGACCUCUCCGACAUGCUCAACUGCGACGCGACCAAGAGGCUAGACGCCGACUUCUACAGGGAGGCAGCGGCGGCGCUGCGCGGCAAGAUCCUGGCGUGCGGCGACCGGGUGCCGGUGGUGACGGGCUUCUUCGGCAACGUGCCGGGCAGCCUGCUGGACGGCGACAUCGGGCGCGGGUACACGGACCUGUGCGCGGCGCUGGCGGCUGUCGGGCUGGCGGCGGGCGAGCUGCAGGUGUGGAAGGAGGUGGACGGCAUCUUCACGGCGGACCCGUCAAAGGUGCCCACGGCGCGCCUCAUCCGCUCCAUCACGCCGUCCGAGGCGGCCGAGCUGACGUUUUACGGCUCCGAGGUGAUCCACCACCUGACUAUGGACCAGGUCGUGCGCGCGGACCCGCCCAUCCCGAUCCGCAUCAAGAACGUCAAGAACCCGCGCGGCGAGGGCACCAUCGUCGUGCCCGACCCCGUCUUCACCCCGGGCCAGCAGCUGCGGCGGUCGCGCCCGUCCGAGCUGGCCCUGGCCGCCGCGCGCCGCACCCCGCAGCGGCCCACGGCCGUCACCAUCAAGGACAACAUCUCGGUCAUCAACGUGCACUCCAACAAGCGCUCCAUCGCGCACGGCUUCUUCGCCCGCGUCUUCUCAAUCCUGGACCAGAACCAGGUCUCGGUCGACCUCAUCUCCACGUCCGAGGUGCACGUCUCUAUGGCCAUCCACGCGGCCAGGGACGAGGCCGGCAACUUUGACCAGGCCCGCGCCCAGCUCGGCGAGUGCGGCGACGUCAGCGUCCUGCACGACAUGGCCAUCCUGAGCCUCGUCGGCGCCGACAUGAAGAACAUGCGCGGCAUCGCGGGGAGCAUGUUCUCGACGCUGGGCGAGCACAAUGUCAACAUUGAGAUGAUCUCGCAGGGGGCGAGCGAAAUAAACAUCUCGUGCGUCAUCGACGCCCGGGAAGCGACGCGGGCCAUGAGCAUACUGCAUACAAAUCUCUUCACAUUUCUAGAAUAUUGCUAGACCAAGCGGGCGGGGCAUAGGGCAAGGUAUAGAAAAUAUAGAGGCUAUGUGAGGCAAAAAUGUCAGCUUAAUUCUAUGGCGUCUAGGUGGGUGAAUCGGCUUUUCAGAAAAUACUACAGCUUUCGUAUUUCCUAGCCAUAGUCGGGAUGUUGUACACAUGGGAGGUGACCAACAGUACGCGUUUCGGCGUUAUCUCCGCCGUAGCAUGCUGCCCAAACCGGGUGGCGAGAAUAUUCAGUAAAAAUCAAACCAAAAAGAAAAAGCACACGCGC